This is a messenger RNA of Saprolegnia parasitica CBS 223.65, 459 nucleotides long. RefSeq lists its product as hypothetical. The record is from RefSeq and is a predicted model, not a curated record. The transcript has 5 exons. Lineage: Eukaryota; Oomycota; Saprolegniomycetes; Saprolegniales; Saprolegniaceae. The coding region runs from base 1 to 459 and encodes 152 amino acids.
AUGCCGACCAAGGACAAGUCGUUCUACAACAAGAUUGCUGCCUACCCAAUCAGAUUCCCCGGCCGCCGAAAAGCCGUUUCCGAGCCGCCCAAGAUGGACGCCGGUGCGCCUGCAAGUGUCAUCGCGAUCGCGACUCAUGCUCGUUAUGUAGCACGACGCCCAAAGGUCCGCCUCUGCUACGUCUGCGGCCGCGAGUAUGGACUCUCCUCGUUUGAGAUUCAUCUCAAGCAGUGCAAGCUGCUCUGGAUCGCGCAGGAGGAGAAGAAGCCGCUGCGCGAGCGACGACCUGUGCCCGAGCCGCCCCAAGAGCUGCCCAUUGAAGCCAACGUGCUCUACCAGCUCUCGCCCGACGAGCUCGAAGCGCAGAAUCGCGCGGCCGCCAGAGCUUUUGAGGAAAAGGUCAUGGAAAAGUGUGCGUACUGCGGCCGAACGUUUAACCCAGAGAGGGUCGUGAGCUGA